Messenger RNA from Drosophila melanogaster (fruit fly), 4995 nucleotides. RefSeq lists its product as uncharacterized. The transcript has 5 exons. Gene Ontology annotation, cellular component: membrane. Lineage: Eukaryota; Metazoa; Arthropoda; Insecta; Diptera; Drosophilidae. The coding region runs from base 842 to 2533 and encodes 563 amino acids. Gene Ontology annotation, molecular function: glycosyltransferase activity. The record is from RefSeq and is marked reviewed.
CUUCAGUCGACAAAAUUUUUUAAUGCGCGCGGUUGUGCGUCGCUCCGUGGCUGAAAUUUGCGAUUUACGAUUCGGGACUUGCGAUUGUGCUGACCAUUUGCCAGUAUUUGAUUCUCGAUUUGUGGUGAUUGUACCCGCCGGAAUAUUUGAUGACCGCGAAAAUGCAGGAGUUUUGAAACUAGUGGCUCGCCCCAAGGACAAAGAGGAUAGAAGGAUAGAAGCUAGCAAAAGGAGGCUCCGUUUUCACGUGCUUAUUAUCGCUCUCUCUUUCGAGCGCGCUCGUGUGUUGGUGAAUGUUUAUAAUCAUUUUUUAUCUCGACGAUCAAUCGUUUGAUACGAGAAGAAACCCAGAAGGGAAUAAUUUAAGUGCCGCUUUUUGUUGUAAUACCGAAGUCAAUACAUUUUUUUCGAGUGGAUGGAUGUGUGCUGUUUGAAUUUUGGAAAAUACAACAACUAGAGAAAGAGAGGAGAGGCGAAUAAGAAAGAAGAAAUAAUAAAUAGCAAGUUGAAAGAAAUUGAAAAAAAAACCGGAUUCCCAGCAGAAACAACAACUAAAGAGCAGCAUCAAAAGAGAAGAAAAGGAAGAAGCAGCAGCACAGGCUUCCAGUAUUCCAUAUCUUCUUGUUGUUGCGCACACGCACCAGAAGAGAGGAGGAUCGACCAGGCAGCUGUUCUCUGGCUCUCUGGAAAGUGGUCAAAGGAGAAGGAGGAGCCAACACGGGAGCUGCAGCCUGGACCCUACAUAUCCAAUGUUCAGAAUUUAAAUGCGCCUCAGGCUGAAUAAAAGGAAAUCCCAGCCAUAAAAAGUAAAUCACUUCGGCGCCAACCAGUUCCAGUCAUCAUGGCUCACUCCAAGGUGAUCCUUAAGAUCCUGUUUUCGCUGUGCGUCUGGUCCUUCGUCAUCAUAGGACUGUUCAAGAUGCACGGUACUAAUCUGGUGCCCCAGGAGUACCAGCAGGUGCCACUCAACGGACGCAUCCUGCUGCAGAAAGACAUUCGCUAUGCGGAAACCACCUCCACGACCACGGAUCACUUCGAUCCCAGCGAGAUACUGGUGGACAAUCGAACAGCCAUGGACGACGACCAGUUGGUCCGAGACGUGGAGUCCCGCAUCCCCUCUCUGCCGAUCGCCUACUGGAGCAAGAAUAAGAACUUCCUGCAGCAGAAGUCGUCGACCUGCGCGAAGUACCCCUCCAUUUUCGAGCUGGAAUUCAACAACAUCUACUGGCAGACGCUGCGCACGUCGAACGGAACGUUCCAGCUUUUUGGGGCUUAUUACGACAUCCGCCGCACCUCGUUGCUGGGACCCACUGUGCGGAUCCUUGGAAUGAUCGACAGGAUUGAGCCCAAGGUGAAGACCUACUGCCAGUUCUGGUUUGACGGCCAAAAGGAGCCGUUCAUCGUGAAAACGUUUGAGUACAAGUACAUCUGGUACAACAAGUGGGGCAACUACAAGCAGGGCAUCUACCAGCCAUAUCUGAUCGCAUGCCAGAUUCCCAAGCCCUUUCACGGCGUGGUGCCCAGCUCCGUGUCGAUGGUGGAGAAGGAGUGUGAUACGGCCACGAACAAUCUGCGGGUCAUCUACAACCGACCGCCCGACGACCAGAAGAAGGGAUUUGCUGUCUGCGUCAAGGGAUUGGACUUCCUCUACGACGACCUGAGUGUGCGGCUGAUUGAGUGGAUCGAAAUGCUCAAUAUCCUUGGGGCGGACAAAAUCUACUUCUACAAUCUUCAGGUCCAUCCCAACAUCACCAAAGUGCUCAAUCACUACGAACAGGAGGGCAAGGUCCAAGUGAUCCCGCUGACAUUGCCCGGUGGGCAGCCAAACGUGCCGGGAUUCCAGCACCUUUACCUAACUAAGAAGACGAACCACAAGCGCCAGAACGAGGUUAUUCCGUACAACGACUGUCUGUAUAAAAAUCUCUAUCUGUACGACUACAUUGCACUGCUGGACAUUGACGAGGUGAUCAUGCCCAAAGGCGGAGCGGUUUUAUGGUCCGAGUUGAUGGACAAAGUGCGUCCAGAGUCGCGCAAGAUCAAGCCGGACGGAUUCCACAGCUACAACUUCCGCAACGUGUACUUCUUGGACGACCAGCAGCACGAACACGGCUGGCACAAGGACAUACCCAAGUACAUGCACAUGCUGCAGCACGUCCAUCGUGCGAAGAACUACACCAAGCCGAAUCAGUAUGUGAAAUGCUUCCACGAUCCGGAGCGCGUGCUCACCCUCCACAAUCACUUUCCACUGAGCUGCUUGGGCGGCGUCUGCAAGUCGUAUCCUGUGGACACCAAGGACGCCCAGCUGCAGCACUAUCGGGCGGACUGCGUCAAGACGCUGAAGAAGAGCUGUGAGGAGUAUCGGGAGCAUUCAGUCGAGGACAAAACCAUUUGGAAAUACAAGGACGAGCUAAUCCGACGCACUAUUAAGGCGCUGGACACCCUCGGCUUCUUCCGCCGCCAAGGAUUGAAUUCCGCUUCCGGUUCUGGGAGCAGCAGCAGCGGAUUGGGCACCACCCACUCCACGGAGCGGUGAUUCACACUUCUCGGGGGCGGAGGAGGCGGAUGGUCCUGGCCCUGGCAACUGGUUGAAGCAUCGGGCAGCAACAUUGGCAACGAGGAGUUUUUCGUGUGAGGAGGCCAGCGGAUGCCGUGCGUUUCACAAUCCGAAUCCGAACCGGACUCCGAUCCCAAAAUGGAGAACCCAGAACCCGUCCUCUAAUCCCUGAGUCUCUGUUGCGCAGAGGAUCACUUGUCUCUGAGUUUAGUUACUAUAUAUGUCCAGAGUUCCCAUCCAAACCCCAUACGUAGCGAGGCACUGUUUUUGAUUGCAAUUCGAUGGCAUUUGUAGUUUGUUUUUAGAGCGUUGUUAAAUAUUACUCAACUGAGUAAUACAUGUAAGUUAACAAUGCUUUUAUAACGUUUGUAAUAUCCCAUUGAGUUUGGUCCCUUGUAAAGAUCUUCCGUCAGAAUGCAUCGAAAUCUAAGACAGAAGCAGAGCUUACUAGUAUGGCUAGUGUAUAGAAGAGGCGUUAGUUAGUCGCGGAGUUGGGAGAGAAAUCUUUUGAAAUUGUGCCUUCGAACUUGGAUUGUAGUCAGUCCCGUCCCGACCCGACCCGACCCGACCCGAAUGACCCGUCCCGUCCUCCCCUAUCAUCCCUUCCAUAUAUCCCAAUUUUACACUUCCAUUCGCAAAAAAAAAAGACACAAGGUCACAACUUUUCAAAAAAUGAGACCCAUCAUAACAUUUGCUUAAGUUAACAACAGAAAGAGAGUCGAGGAUGAGGGGCAAAAGUGAAGGAAACCUAAACUAAGUUCAAGACUGAUGAUGUUUAUUAAGAAUUAUAAAAACGAAAGUGAGGAAAUUUCAAGCGAAUUUUUGUUUUCACAUUUGGAUAGAAUCGAUAUUAUUGUUGUUGUAUAGGCAAGUAAAUGCCCCCCUAAAAAUCGCAAGCGAAAUAUAUCACUAAUGCUAAGCAAAAGACAAAGCAAAUUGAUCAAGUUUGAGUUGUAAACUGUAAAUAGGAAAAUUGUUAACGAAGAGGACAAAGCCCUAAGGAUAAAACUAACUAUAUGCGGAUUAGGCCGAUGUAAAUCGGACAAACUAGCAGGAUAUUGAAGAAGAGGGGACGAGGAUUAGAGAAGCUGCUCAACCCAAUCCUUAAAUGGUGUUUAUUACCGAUCGACCAUCAUACCCAAUAUUCAUGUUUUUUAACUUGUACAUACACAUACACACACACACAAACACAAACACAAACACACACACACACACACACACUUACAUAACACAGCACACAAAUACACCACGCACAUUUCCUUAUGUAAUCUAUAUUAAUUUUUUUAUAGCAGCUUAGUCAAAUUGUUGUUGAAGCUAGAAAGAGUCGUGUACAGUUGGGGCAAUUUGGUUUGCCUGCCAAAACUAUUCGAUAGUUUUACGACUACACAUAAACGAACACAAAUACAUAUACAGAUACAGAUAUACAGAUAUAGACAUACUUCAGUGUAUUAAUGUUAGUUGCUAGCUGAUAAGGACAACCCGUGUGAAGGAAACCCAAUUUUCUUUACUCAUUUUUUUUUUUGAGUAGCUAAUAAACAACAUCUGAUAUGAGAACAAAGUGAUUGGAGAAUAAAUUAAAAAAAAACAUUUCGACUAAUAGUAUCAGUUAUAUUGAAAGCAAAUUAUACGUUUAGAUAUUAACUUAAAUUCCCGAUUCUGUAUCCAACCUUAAAUCAUAAUCUCUAUCAGCAGCCGUUUUGGGAUAAACCAAAGCCCUUUUCAGCACUCUUCCAGCUGAAUGGCUCGGUAAGGAUACUGUGAUACGGCGAGCGUGCCAACGACGUGAGACACCAAACUUCCAGGAAUGUAAACAACAAAGCAUUUAGAAGGCACAAAUGAAUCUACUUUACGCAGGAGCAGCAGCAAAGGGGAAAGUCCUCCAGGAUACCUAAAGCCACUCCACACAAAACUUUCUGCCCAAAGAGCCGAGGGAUAUCCAAGGAAGUUCGCAGGCACCGGACAGGACUAAGAACAAAAGGAUAUGGCUGGAGGUUGGGGGCGAAGAAAUUUGUAUAAACGCAACUUAAGUGAGCAUUAAACACGCUCCACUGGAGGACCAGAAACGGAGCCGGGUGCCGGGAGCCGAGAGCAGGGAGCAGGGAGCUGCGGAACGGAACUCGGGAGCUGCUGCCAAGUUCCCGGGCGUCUAAGUUGGUUAAUAAACAUUACCAACGCCACAAAAACCAUUUACGUGAACUAUUAAAAUUCCGCAGCAUUUAAGUUGCCUACCAGCGCCCUUUCUUAGCCUUGUUUCACGAUUAUAUUUAUUUAUAUGGCACACACGAGGCGGAAACGACGGCAACAGUUUAUGGACUGCAGGAUAAUGAUUAUGUUGAUGGCGACGAUGGUUAUGAGGCGGUUUUCAACACUUUCCAGCAGCCAGCAGCAGACUACUGAUUGAACAUUUUCAGCUCCUAGCUUCCAGCUACCCGGAGCUUCAC